CUCCUUAUCAAUUAUAAUUUUGAAUUAUCAUCAGAUAUCGAGUUACAACAUCCUAUAUAAAUCGUAAUUUCCACUAGAUUUUUCAAAUUGUACAAACAAUCGUACAACAAUGCUCGUCAAGUGUCUAUUGGCCACUAUUCUCGUAAUCCAGGCCUGUUUGGCCAAAUCCUUGGAACCUCGUAUCACGGAUGGCGUCCCCGCCGCUCGUGGUGAAUUCCCAUACCAAGUUUCUGUUCAAUGGGGAAUCCCACCCUUAACUCAAUACAGCCACUCGUGUGGUGGAUCCAUCCUGAACGAAAGAUACGUCCUGACCGCGGGACACUGUAUUAUGAAAGUUGGAAAAUCUAGAGUUAUUGCCGGGAAAUACGAGCUGGACAAGACUGAAUCUUCUCAACAAGUCGUUGACGUGGCCAAGAGUAUCGUUCACAAAGGGUACAAAGGCGGAGUUGCGCAACACGAUAUCGCUCUUCUCGUCCUGAGCUCCCCCUUGAAAUUCAACAACUUGGUACAACCCAUUACCCUGCCCAAACAAGGAGAGAAACAAACUGGACAAGCUGUUCUCUCUGGAUGGGGAUCAAUCUCUAAAACAGCAAAACCAACCUUACCAAACAUCCUUCAAAAGGCUAAUGUACCUAUCCUGGACAACGCUGAAUGCUUGAAAGAACUUACUUCCCAACACGUUGUUGGAACCCAACCUGAAUUGUUCGACACUCAAGUCUGUAGUGGUAUCGCUGGCAAAGAGGUGUCUGCCUGUUCCGGUGACUCUGGCGGCCCACUCGCCCAAAAGGUGGGUACAAAAUCUGUACAAGUUGGUAUCGUUUCAUGGGGUAUGAUGCCCUGUGGAUCAUCCCACAUGCCCUCCGUAUACACUCGAGUGGCCUCUUACGUAAACUGGAUCCAUGAAAAUAUGUCUCGCACGAUCUAUAUAAACUCUGGCCAGAAUGCAAUAUCUCAAAUUAUCAAAAUGUCUCUCAAACUGUUUAUUUAUAUUGCCUUUCUCGCGGUGGUCGCCUCCGCGAAACCCUACCGUGGCUUCAGAAUAUCGUUAUUCGACACUCGCAUAGUGGGAGGAAACGAGGCUAAGCAAGGACAAUACCCAUGGCAAGUUUCUUUGCAAUGGGGAUGGUUGUUGGGUUAUUCUCAUUUCUGCGGUGGUUCUAUUUUAUCCGACCGAUGGGUAGUCACGGCUGGACACUGCGUCCUGGCUGUUCCGGACUACGGUAAUUUCGUAGUCAAAGCCGGAAAGCACGACUUGAAAGUAGUAGAGAGCACCGAGCAAACAGUCGCGGUUGAGAAAUCGUUCGUGCACGAAAAAUACGUAGGAGACGUGGCUCCUUACGACAUUGCGUUACUGAAACUGGAGAAACCUUUGAAAUUGGGUGGCGCUGUACAACCGAUUAAUCUUCCAAGUAUUCCAUCCACGCCAAGCGGAAGGGCGACUUUGACUGGUUGGGGAUCGACAUCGAGAACCAGUACCCCGUUAAUGCCCAGCAAACUUCAAACGGCCUAUUUGCCGUUACUCGAUCUGGCCGCUUGCAAACAAGCCAUAGAAAAACUUACUGGUCCGUCGCCGUUGCACGAGACCAACGUUUGCACUGGACCGCUCACCGGUGAUUACUCCGCGUGCAGCGGCGAUUCCGGCGGCCCACUGGCGCACAACGCGACUGGAAAAGCUGUACUCAUCGGAAUCGUUUCCUGGGGAAUCGUCCCGUGUGGAACCGUCGGCGCACCGUCCGUAUACACCAAGACUUCCUCCUUCCUCACCUGGAUUGGAAACAUCAUGGCAAGGAACUGAAUAUCUCAAUUAUUGAUAAUCUUAUUGAUUAAAGAGUUUCGACAUAUGUACGAUGAAAAUAUAAUACGAGUAUAUUUUUAUGGAAAAUAUAAAGAAUUUGUAAUCAGUCACUUCAAAAGUUAUAUCUAUUCUUGAUACGAGAAAUAAAGAAAAAUUGUUCAACAUCA
Messenger RNA from Apis mellifera (honey bee), 1962 nucleotides. RefSeq names its product transmembrane protease serine 11B-like protein. The transcript has 8 exons. The record is from RefSeq and is a predicted model, not a curated record. NCBI's taxonomy places the organism in Eukaryota, Metazoa, Arthropoda, Insecta, Hymenoptera, Apidae. Gene Ontology annotation, molecular function: serine-type endopeptidase activity. Gene Ontology annotation, biological process: proteolysis. The coding region runs from base 110 to 1795 and encodes 561 amino acids.